Messenger RNA from Arachis ipaensis, 1936 nucleotides. The record is from RefSeq and is a predicted model, not a curated record. NCBI's taxonomy places the organism in Eukaryota, Viridiplantae, Streptophyta, Magnoliopsida, Fabales, Fabaceae.
AUUAAAAAGUAAAACAAAAAUGAAAACGGAUCUGAGAGACAAAACGUAGAAGAGGUGGGUUUUGUGCGCAGUGAGCUGAAGAGAGAGGCUAUUAUUCAUGAAUCAUGAACACAAAUAACAAUCUAAGUGAAUAUGAAUAACUUUGAGCAACUCACUCUCCGAACUAUGAAUUAUUAAUCAUAUAUGGUCUUCGUCUUCGUUCCUGCAAUCGGAUUAUUCUGAAGAAAGAUUUCCGUUACCAUAUUAUCAGAUUCAAUUGGAUUGUACCAGUCAAUGCAAUGGUGGUCUGCAAAUGUCGCAAGGCUACUAAGUUAUAUUGCUUCGUGCACAAAGUUCCUGUAUGCGGAGAAUGUAUCUGCUUCCCGGAGCACCAAAUCUGCGUGGUCCAAACUUAUUCAGAAUGGGUUAUAGAUGGGGAGUAUGAUUGGCCCCCUAAAUGCUGCCAGUGCCAAGUUGUUUUAGAAGAGGGGGCUGGAUCUCAAACUACUCGACUGGGUUGCUUGCAUGUUAUUCACACAAAUUGCUUGGUCUCUCAUCUGAAGAGUUUUCCUCCACAUACUGCUCCAGCGGGAUAUGUAUGUCCGUCAUGUUCCACUUCGAUAUGGCCUCCCAAAAGUGUGAGAGAUUCUGGAUCACGUCUUCAUUCCAAGUUGAAGGAAGCUAUCCUGCAGACUGGUUUGGAAAAGAAUAUCUUUGGAAAUCAUCCAGUUUCAUUAUCAGGGAGUCCUCCACCUGCUUUUGCUUCAGAUCCAUUGAUUAAUAGGGAAAGUCAUGGAAACUCAGACUCAGUAGAAGGAUACUCAGCUACAGCUGGAUGAAUGUCUCAAGUCCUGUUGUAAGGACUUUUACUCUCAUUCACAGCUAAAAGUAAAAUGCUUUGUCAAACAUAUUUGUGUUUGCAUUCAGUAUUAUGCUUAACUUUGUUCUUAUUGCAAAUAAUUCAGCCUGGAGCUACCACAAGGAAGGGCUCAAUCCAUGCUGAACGACAGAAUUCUGAAAUCUCAUAUUAUGCUGAUGAUGAAGACGGGAAUCGUAAAAAGUAUACAAAAAGAGGCCCAUUCCGUCAUAAAUUCCUUCGAGCAUUGCUUCCAUUCUGGUCUAGCGCUUUACCUACUCUACCAGUGACUGCACCACCAAGAAAAGAUGCAUCAAAUGGAACUGAGACAUCAGAAGGCCGUACAAAGCAUCGAAGAUCAUCAAUGAUGGACCCAAGAAAAAUUCUGAAGAAGGCAUGCAUGACAACCAUGGGCAUAUUGUAUUACAGACUAGUGCAAAGGGGUCCAGGGGAAGAGCAGCUUCUUCCUGAUGAACAAAUUUGAGAUGGGAAUGUUCUGAAUCUUGCUAGAUGUUCAGUGGCUCCCAUUUUCUGUGUUGCUGAUUUUUCUGGUGCUUCUGCUGCUUGCUGUUUGGCUUCUUUUUUUGGACCAGUGGCUGUUUUUGGUGAACAUACAAGUAGCUAGCUCAUUGAUAAUUUUCAUUCGAAUGCCGAUGAAGUGAUGUAUCAAAUACCCUUGUCAGCCAUCUUUGCCCUUUGCCCUCAGUUUUGGUGUCCAUUUGGAAUGGAAUUGCACAUUCAGGAUUGAAUGUUGUUAUCUGAAUUGGUUUAAGUUGUAAUUAUGUGGGAUCCUUGAAUCUUGAAGACCAACUUGUCUCAACCAUUUGAUAUAUAAGUCGCACAUUAUUAGCCAGUCUUUGUUGUUUCAUAAAACAGCCCCAUAGAUGUUAUGCAGUAGUACCAUCUUUAUAUAAAUGAUACUUCUUGCUCCAGCAGAGUGGAGACUCAUUUCAGUUUCAGUGCUAGGUCGAGUCUGUCCCGGGUCUAUCUGCUUCAGGUGUGUUUUCUGUGGGUCCGGGUCGGGCUGCAUCCUGGCCCGCCCAGUCCUGUCCAAAACAAAAUGAGAGAGAGAAAGCAGUUUCAUGUUUGGGUUGAAUUUCA